Messenger RNA from Orbicella faveolata, 1892 nucleotides. RefSeq names its product unhealthy ribosome biogenesis protein 2 homolog. The record is from RefSeq and is a predicted model, not a curated record. Gene Ontology annotation, biological process: ribosome biogenesis. Lineage: Eukaryota; Metazoa; Cnidaria; Anthozoa; Scleractinia; Merulinidae. Gene Ontology annotation, cellular component: nucleolus.
UUUAUGUUUUAGGUGUAUCACUAUGAUUGAUAUCUCCAUGGUGAUGAUUCAAAGUACCGGCUUUCAUGAAAUGUUUGCUAUGCAGUCCAGCAUGGUGUGUGCUCUGUGGGGACACCUCCAGAGAGCCAUCGAAUCUAAGUGCAGUGUAGAUGACUUAGGAGGCAGUUUGAUGAAAGCUCUCACUGAUAUUUCAACGCCGGAUUUCUCAAGCACUGGAAGUUUGGAAGAAACGCCUGAUUAUGGUAGUACCAUGGAUGAUGAUACAGACGAUGACGAUGACGAUGACGAAGAUGUAGAUGAUAAACACGACGCUCUGGAAAGUUCUGAUGACGGUAAUGACGACGAAAACGGGGAUGAAGAAGAAAUGCAAGAAGGAACUCGGACAUCUGGUGAACAGUGCUUUGGAGUACAAAAAUUUCGUAUGCUUGGUUGUGAACUUGCUGAUAUCUCAAAAAGUCUUUUGUUCGCCGAUGCUCCUGUCAUGAACUUAAUUGCUUCGACUGCGGAAUGCCAUCGACUGUUGAAGCGCCCCCUGUCUUCUCAUAAAUUUGAAAUAAGCGCCCCGGGCGCUAAUUCGAGGAUUUAUGGUAUUAAUGUUUACCGAUACGUCCUUAUUCAGGUUGUCUCUAACAAGACCUCCUCUAGCAAAAUGAUAAGGAUGUCCUGUGAUAUCGCAAUAAAACUUGGCCCUGCUCUGCUCGAGUUAGUGAGAGCAAUUAUCAGAGCAUCACAGAGAAAACAGAAAGGAAAGAAAGAUCAAGAUGUCGACAAAAACACGUUACACGAAGUUCUUUGUCAAUCUCCCGUUUUGAUCGAUUGCUUCACAUCUGUACUUCACAUUUACGCAAUUUCCGAACAGUCCAGGAAACUAAAGCGCGUAAAGGAGGUUUACAAGGAAUGCAAGUUGCAGGAUGUCUUUGACGUCAUACUGACAGCUGCCAUUCAUCACGUGUUCAAGCGGGACCUACCGCGUUUAGAAAUUGCAUUCAACGACAGUGAGGUUGCAAGUUUACAUUCCAGUCUCCGAUUUCUCAAAGUGGUGUGUUUGUCAUGCUCAAAUCUGGAGCUACAUUUACCAGAUGAUUUUCACAUUCGACUUCUCGCCUCCACGCUUCACUUCUUGAGAUUACUCGAACUUAACCAUAACAGUUUUACCGAUAUUACGAAGAAUACUGAGUCUUAUGUUGAAAAGGAAAAUGACGACUAUCAAAGCAGAAUGACAGAGGUGUUAUUAGUGGAGCAAGGAAAGGCUUCAUGGAGUGAUGACGCUGUCGAACAGGGUUACUGUCUUGUAGUGUCAUUACUUGAAGGAUGUGAACCUGCUCUGCUUCCUGAGCUACUCGAUGGACUUGGCGACGAAAUUACUACAAAACACAUCAGUGAGACUCCUCUUGAACGACUCCGCGUGGCUCUUCAUAUCUGGCAUCGCCUGUUAAGUGGAUGUUUUACUAAGGAGAGAAAGAAAGAGCUCCGUCCAAAACUACCAAAGAUUCUAUUUGCACUACAGUCUGUGUUACAGCAACUGAAACAUAAUGAGGCUGAGAUUGCCAAACUGGCCAUUGAUGUCAUGGUGAAAAUAUUAUCUCUUGGAAAGGGAAUGGUGCUGCCUCAUAAUGCCCUCCUCGUCCUUCACAGCAGCCUGAUCAAGCUCCAAGCUCAUGACAAAAGGUAAUACAACUCCAGCGCCAAAAGCUCAAAAUCUGGUUAUUAUCUAAGUGGUAAACUAACCGCUAUUUUAGAUCAAAACACUCGUCGUUUCGAGGAUUAGUCUUUCGUCGAGUUCCACUUAAUUCGCUUGGCUGGGACACUUAUCUGUCAGAAGAUUAAGACACAAAAGCAUUAUUAUGUAUUAUAAUAUAGAUAGGACCCUGUGCGCGCUCUGAUUGGUCAAA